This is a messenger RNA of Talpa occidentalis (Iberian mole), 1801 nucleotides long. RefSeq names its product microfibril associated protein 4 (gene MFAP4). Gene Ontology annotation, biological process: elastic fiber assembly. NCBI's taxonomy places the organism in Eukaryota, Metazoa, Chordata, Mammalia, Eulipotyphla, Talpidae. The record is from RefSeq and is a predicted model, not a curated record. The transcript is spliced from 6 exons. Bases 77 to 844 code for a protein of 255 amino acids.
AUAACUCUGGGCGGUUGCAGUCUGGGGCGCAGUCUGGGGCAGCAGACACCCAGCAGCUCAGAGCUGAACUGACAGCAUGAAGGCCCUCCUGGCCCUGCCGCUGCUCCUGCUUCUCUCCACUCCGCCCUGUGCUCCCCAGGCCUCCGGGAUCCGGGGCGAUGCUCUGGAGAAGUCUUGCCUGCAGCAGCCCCUAGACUGCGAUGACAUCUACGCACAGGGAUAUCAGGCAGAUGGCGUGUACCUCAUCUACCCCUCGGGCCCCAGCGUGCCCGUGCCUGUCUUCUGUGACAUGACCACGGAGGGCGGAAAGUGGACAAUUUUUCAGAAGCGAUUCAAUGGCUCGGUGAGUUUCUUCCGGGGCUGGAAUGAUUAUAAGAUGGGCUUUGGCCGUGCUGACGGGGAGUACUGGCUGGGGCUGCAGAACAUGCACCUCCUGACACUGAAGCAGAAGUAUGAGCUGCGGGUGGACUUGGAGGACUUUGAAAACAACACAGCCUAUGCCAAAUAUGUGGACUUCUCCAUCUCCCCUAACGCAAUCAGCGCUGAGGAGGACGGCUAUACCCUCUAUGUGGCAGGCUUUGAGGACGGCGGGGCAGGUGACUCCCUCUCCUACCACAGUGGCCAGAAGUUCUCCACUUUUGACCGGGACCAGGACCUCUUUGUUCAGAACUGUGCAGCCCUCUCCUCAGGAGCCUUCUGGUUCCGCAGCUGCCACUUCGCCAACCUCAAUGGGUUCUACCUGGGCGGUUCCCACCUCUCCUAUGCCAAUGGCAUCAACUGGGCUCAGUGGAAGGGCUUCUACUACUCCCUCAAGCGCACAGAAAUGAAAAUCCGCCGGGCAUGAAAUCCCUCAGGCUCCAGCCUUCCCUGGCUGCUCCUGGUCUCCAUGAGCACAUCCUCUCCCCCUACCUCCACCCCAUAAAUUGGUUCUGCUUCCCUCUCAGCACCUGUCUCUCACAGGGAGCCUUGUGGCUCUAGCCCCAGCUGACCCCAUCACAUACCUCUGCUGCCCUCCACCUGAAGCUCUGGUGCCAAAAGCUUCCCAGGUUUUCUCUGAAAGACUAGCCAUCUCAGCCCACACUUGGCGAGGCUCCACCAGACUCAGUUUCCUCUCCCCUAUCCCAAAGUCUGAGAGCCAGGAGCUGCUCUCACUGGCUGUAGGUUUUUCUGCUUCACCUUGGCCAGCACCCUUAAACCGUGGACAGCUUGCUCUGGGGCCAUCCUACCAGGUUAGAUUGAGCUGAUAUAGGCUGCCCACAACAUAUACCAGGCUACACACGAGCACUCCCUCUGGCUUGUCUCAGAGCACCUUCAUCCUUGGUCUCCUUAACACCAACUUAUUCCCCACUAGUGAGCAACUUACUCCCCCAGCCCCAUUCUGUUAUACUCAACUUCCCCUACUUGCCUGUCUCAGGCCCCCCAAAGCUCAAAACUGUAACUCUAUUUCACACUAUUGCAUGCCACCCUAACAUAGCCACAUCCAAGGUAGGCAUUAGAUACGAGAUCCCACCUGCCCCAGGAUUGAGGUUUGGCCAUGUAAGGGGAUACAGGGCAAGCUCUGUGGGGCUGGGAUCAGGUGGGGAGUGCAGGUCUCAAUAAACCUCAGGAUCUGAAUGAACUGACUCUGGCUGUUGUACAUGCAUGUAUUUGCUUGGCCCCCAAAUGUGGGGACCUGGUUCUUCCUUGCCCCUCUACUGAGAGCACCCUGGCCUGAACUCCAAAAAGAAGAGCUGGAGUCAGGUGCUAAAGGAAACCUUGUAUUUCACAGGCCUCGAUUUGCUAACAAAAAGACUAAUAAUAA